Messenger RNA from Cydia fagiglandana, 1609 nucleotides. It is a transcript of the gene Ythdc1, whose product is annotated as YTH domain-containing protein 1. Gene Ontology annotation, molecular function: mRNA binding; N6-methyladenosine-containing RNA reader activity. Gene Ontology annotation, biological process: regulation of alternative mRNA splicing, via spliceosome; mRNA splicing, via spliceosome. Gene Ontology annotation, cellular component: nucleoplasm. The record is from RefSeq and is a predicted model, not a curated record. NCBI's taxonomy places the organism in Eukaryota, Metazoa, Arthropoda, Insecta, Lepidoptera, Tortricidae. The transcript has a single exon. Bases 201 to 1544 code for a protein of 447 amino acids.
GUGGUGGGUGGUGUUUUUAUGGAUUUAUUUCUUUGAUAAACAUAGUUAUUGUGCUUAAUUAUCAAAAUAUAAUACCACUCCAACAUUCUAUUCUGUUUAUCUAGACAAAUUCAAGCUUAUGCUUCUCGUAAUAUGUCAACGUAAGCUCUCAAUUUAAAGUUACAUGAUCUUAGCUUGUGAUACAGUAACUCAAACUGAAAAUGGAGGCAUCCAAUAACACUGACGCCGUGAAUCUUGGCGUUGGUGAAGUUGAGGCCGAAAUAGGAGAGGAAUUGAAACAGCUCGAAGAAGGAAAAGAUUAUGAUACACGCAGCGAAGUAUCCAGCUCAUCUUCAAGUGAUUCAAGCUCUCCAAGCAUAAGUACCGCCAGUUCGAAGUCAAAAGAAAGACGCGCAAAUCGUAAACGUACCAAGUCAGAAAGCCAUUCUCCGAUACAAACUAAAAGGACACGCAUUACAGCCGCCAACAAUAAAACAAAGACCUAUGAUUACAUGACAAAACUGAAUUAUUUAUUCAGAGAUACAAGAUUCUUUUUAAUUAAGUCAAAUAAUGCUGAAAAUAUUACACUAUCCAAAGCUAAAGGUGUGUGGUCAACUUUACCACAAAAUGAAGCAAAUUUAAACCAGGCUUAUAGAGAGUCAAGAAAUGUGCUCUUAAUAUUUUCAGUGAAAGAAAGUGGUAAGUUUGCAGGAUUUGCGCGUCUGAGCAGCGAGUCCAGAAGAGAUGUGCCGCCCAUAUCCUGGGUACUGCCGCCAGGAUUAUCUGCGAAAGUACUGGACGGGGUAUUCAAAGUUGACUGGAUCUGCCGCAAGGAGCUGCCAUUCAGUAGCACUCUGCAUUUGUACAACCCUUGGAAUGAAGGCAAACCUGUAAAAAUUGGACGUGAUGGUCAAGAAAUUGAGCCAAAAGUUGCUGAAGAAUUAUGCAGAUUAUUCCCAGAAGAUGAAGGUAUUGAAAUGACACCAAUACUCCGUAAGUCUAAAGAGGCAUCUAAAAAAGCUUACUUAAAGAGUGGUGGCAAUUAUAGAACAUAUAGAGCCCCACUGCUGACAAGAGGUUCUAAUUUUCGAGCAAGGCUGAACACAUCAUCUAGGAGCAGGCGUAAAAUUUUUAUGCCGCCAAGGAACAGACUAUCAUCUGGUUCAUACAAAAGAAGGUCUCCAUCACCAUACAUGCGUGAUAGGCUGCCCCUGUGGUUUACACGCGGUCGAGACAGCUACAGCAGCAGUAGCUCAGCAGCAGCAGAGGCAUAUGUGGCUGAGUAUAUGCGAUCUAUGCAUCAUCAGCUCCCACCGUUGCCAUAUGUGCCUCCUCCAGGAUUCAGUGGCGCACUUGCCUCAUACGAUGGUCUGCCUCCACCACCCCCGCCGCCUCCGCCACGCUACUAUGACGCGCCGUUAGCGGAUUAUCCCCGAUCAGUGCUAGUGUAUGAUAAGAGGUCCUAUGAACGUUCAGUGGAUGAGUUUCUGUGGCGCACGUCUGACCGUUCGCGCGGUCGUAGCCGCGAUCGUGACUCCCACAGAUCUUAUCGUGACCGACGGUAAAGCCUGUAUCACCACCGAUGUAUUAAAUAAUUAAUUAUUACUAAUAAAUAAAAAUUGUGUUUGAA